AUGUCAAAGACGCCGAUUUAUCUUAUUUCUGUCAAUAAGACCCCAGAACGAGCAGCUUUGCUUGUAGGUCAGCUCCUCGACAGUCUUGACAACAACAAUCAUGGCAUUGUCCAUAUUGCAAAUGCCUCAACGCUCCAAGAGCUUGAAGUGGUAGUAGAUACCCUCGUGUAUCCUCCUGGGAUUUUGAUUUGCUCUAGUCAAUGGACAGCCGAAGAACAAGAUCAGGCAGUUACGAUUGCAAAGGCUUCAUUGUCAAACAUCGGCGUCAUCACCAUUCCUCCAGGACUUGAUGUACGUGAAGGCAGUGAAGGAAUCUUAAGUUUUCUCAAGGGCGCAAUUCAGAAUUUAGAAGUAGCGGACGAUAGCAAAUAGUCGAAGUAAAUUAUAUGUUUUUUUAGGUGGG
Molecule: messenger RNA, 403 nt
Organism: Pseudogymnoascus verrucosus
Lineage: Eukaryota; Fungi; Ascomycota; Leotiomycetes; Thelebolales; Thelebolaceae
Exons: 3
Coding region: 1-372 (123 amino acids)
Source: RefSeq, a predicted model, not a curated record